CUUCUGUGCCACCCUCGUGAGCCACCAUGGGGCUGCCACUAGCUCGCCUGGUGGCUGUGUGCCUAGUCCUGGCCUUAGCCAGGGGCUCGGAGCUCCAGAAAGAAGCCAGAUCCCGAAACCAUGUCUGCAGCACCUGGGGUGACUUCCACUACAAAACUUUUGACGGCGAUGUCUUCCGAUUCCCUGGUCUCUGUGAUUACAACUUUGCUUCUGACUGCCGAGACUCCUACAAGGAAUUUGCUGUGCACCUGAAGCGGGGCUUGGGCGAGGCUGGGGGUCACUCCCAGAUAGAGUCUGUCCUAAUCACCAUUAAGGACGACACCAUCUACCUCACCCACAAGCUGGCGGUGGUGAACGGGGCCAUGGUCAGCACCCCACACUACAGCUCCGGGCUGCUCAUUGAGAAGAACGAUGCCUACACCAAGGUCUACUCCCGUGCCGGCCUCUCCCUCAUGUGGAACCGAGAAGAUGCACUCAUGGUGGAGCUGGACAGCCGGUUCCAGAACCACACCUGUGGUCUCUGUGGGGACUUCAAUGGCAUGCAGACCAAUUAUGAAUUCUUUUCUGAGGGCAUACACAUCAGUGCCAUUGAGUUUGGGAACAGGCAGAAGAUCAACAAGCCCGAGGUUGAAUGUGAGGACGCUGAUGUGGUACAAGAGCCGGAGUCCUGUUCUGAACACCGAGCCGAGUGUGAGAGGCUGCUGACCUCCACAGCCUUUGAGGACUGCCAGGCUCGCGUGCCUGUGGAGUUGUAUGUGCAAGCCUGCAUGCAGGACCGCUGCCACUGCCCGCAGGGCGGUGCCUGUGAGUGCAGCACCCUUGCUGAGUUCUCCCGCCAGUGCUCUCACGCAGGUGGCAGACCUGAGAACUGGAGGACUGCAUCACUCUGCCCCAAGAAAUGCCCUGGUAACAUGGUGUACCUGGAGAGCAGCUCGCCCUGCGUUGACACUUGCUCACAUCUGGAGGUCAGCAGCUUGUGUGAGGAACACUACAUGGAUGGCUGUUUCUGCCCAGAAGGCACAGUGUAUGAUGACAUCACGGGCAGUGGCUGCAUCCCUGUGAGCCAGUGCCACUGCAAGCUGCACGGACACCUCUAUAGGCCAGGCCAGGAGAUUACCAAUGACUGUGAGCAGUGUGUCUGCAAUGCCGGUCGCUGGAUGUGUAAAGACCUGCCUUGCCCUGAGACCUGUGCUCUGGAAGGUGGCUCCCACAUCACCACCUUUGAUGGGAAAAAGUUUACCUUUCAUGGGGACUGCUACUAUGUCCUGACCAAGAGUGAACACAAUGACUCCUAUGCUCUCCUGGGUGAGCUGGCCUCCUGUGGCUCUACAGACAAGCAGACCUGCCUGAAGACUGUAGUGCUGUUGACUGACAAGAAGAAGAACGUGGUGGCCUUCAAAUCAGGUGGCAGUGUGUUACUCAAUGAGAUGGAAGUGACCCUGCCUCAUGUGGCAGCGAGCUUCUCCAUUUUCCAACCUUCCUCUUACCACAUUGUUGUGAACACAAUGUUCGGGCUGCGGCUGCAGAUCCAGUUAGUCCCAGUCAUGCAGCUUUUUGUGACUCUGGACCAGUCUGCCCAGGGACAGGUGCAGGGUCUCUGUGGGAACUUCAACGGCCUAGAGAGUGAUGACUUCAUGACGUCUGGUGGGAUGGUGGAGGCCACGGGUGCUGGCUUUGCCAAUACCUGGAAGGCCCAAUCAAGUUGCCAUGACAAGCUGGACUGGCUAGAUGACCCCUGUUCCCUCAACAUUGAGAGCGCCAAUUACGCCGAGCACUGGUGUUCCCUACUCAAGAGGUCAGAGACGCCCUUUGCCAGAUGCCACCUGGCUGUGGAUCCUACUGAAUACUACAAGAGGUGCAAAUAUGACACGUGCAACUGUCAGAACAACGAGGACUGCAUGUGUGCAGCUCUUUCUUCCUACGCCCGUGCCUGUGCAGCCAAGGGUGUCAUGCUGUGGGGCUGGCGGGAGCGUGUCUGCAACAAAGAUGUGCACUCUUGCCCAAGCUCACAGAUCUUCAUGUACAACCUGACCACUUGCCAGCAGACCUGCCGCUCACUCUCAGAAGGCGACACCCACUGCCUCAAGGGAUUUGCACCUGUGGAAGGCUGUGGUUGUCCUGACCACACCUUCAUGGAUGAGAAAGGUCGCUGUGUGCCCUUGGCUAAAUGCUCCUGCUACUACCAUGGGCUUUAUCUGGAGGCAGGAGAUGUGAUUCUGAGGCAGGAAGAGCGUUGCACUUGCCGGAACGGGAGGCUGCAAUGUACCCAGGUCAAACUGAUUGGCCACACCUGUCCGGAGAACAAAAUCCUUGUAGACUGCAACAACUUAACUGCUCUGGCCAUCCGGAAACCCCGUGCCACUAGCUGCCAGACACUGGUGGCUGGCUAUUACCAUACAGAGUGUGUCAGUGGCUGUGUGUGUCCCGAUGGACUGCUGGAUGAUGGCCGUGGUAACUGUGUGGUGGAGGACAAGUGUCCUUGCAUCCACAACAAACGGCUGUACUCUUCUGGGGAAGAGAUCAAACUGGACUGUAACAACACAUGUACUUGCCAGAAAGGACGCUGGGAGUGCACCCGGUAUGCAUGCCACAGCACAUGCUCUAUCUACGGGAGUGGCCACUACAUCACCUUCGACGGGAAGCACUAUGACUUUGAUGGACACUGCUCCUAUGUGGCUGUCCAGGACUACUGCGGCCAGAACUCUACCGGUUCCUUCAGCAUUAUCACUGAGAAUGUCCCCUGCGGUACCACAGGUGUUACCUGCUCCAAGGCCAUAAAGAUCUUUAUUGGGGGGACAGAGCUGAAGUUGGUGGAUAAACACCGUGUGGUAAAGCAGUUGGAAGAGGGACACCAUGUGCCCUAUAUCACACGGGAAGUGGGGCUGUACCUGGUGGUGGAGGCCAGCUCUGGCAUCAUUGUUAUCUGGGACAAGAAGACCACCAUCUUCAUCAAGCUGGAUCCCUCUUACAAGGGCACUGUAUGUGGUCUGUGUGGGAACUUUGAUGACCAGACCAAAAAUGACUUCACCACUCGGGACCACAUGGUGGUGAACAGUGAGCUGGACUUUGGGAAUAGCUGGAAGGAAGCUUCCACUUGCCCAGAUGUGAGCCACAACCCAGACCCCUGCAGCCUGAACCCACAUCGCCGCUCCUGGGCAGAGAAGCAGUGCAGCAUUAUCAAGAGUGAGGUGUUCAAAGUGUGCCACAGCAAGGUGGACCCCACAGUCUUCUAUGAGGCCUGUGUGCAUGACUCCUGCUCCUGUGACACUGGUGGUGACUGUGAGUGUUUCUGCUCUGCCGUGGCCUCCUACGCUCAAGAGUGCACCAAGGCAGAGGCCUGUGUGUUCUGGAGGACGCCGGAUCUAUGUCCCAUAUUCUGUGACUACUACAACCCCCCAGACGAGUGUGAAUGGCACUACGAGCCAUGUGGGAACCGCAGCUUUGAGACCUGCAGGACCCUCAACGGCAUCCACUCCAACAUCUCCGUGUCUUACCUGGAGGGUUGCUACCCUCGAUGCCCUGAGGACAGGCCCAUCUAUGAUGAGGACCAGAAAAGAUGUGUCACUGGGGACCAGUGUGGCUGCUAUAUCGAGGACACUCACUACCCACCCAAUUCUUCUGUUCCCACUGAUGAGAUCUGCAUGUCUUGUAUAUGCACCAACACGUCAGAAAUCAUCUGCAGUCCAGAAGAAGGGAAGAUUUUUAACGAGACCCAGGAUGGUAUCCUCUGCUACUGGGAUAUCUGCGGACCCAAUGGAACAGUGGAGCAACACUUCAAUAUUUGUGGCUCUUCCACGCCAAUCCCAUCCACUGUGACAAGCUUCACCACAAUCUCCACCCCCAUCUCUACCACCCCCAUCUCCACCACCAUUACCACCACCACAGCCACUGCCACAACCACGGUCACGACGCCCUUUGGUGAGAGACCUUCUUGCUGCUUUUGGUCUGACUGGAUCAAUGAAAAUCAUCCUGUAAAAGGCCCAGGUGGUGGUGAUCGAGAGACCUUCGAUCAUGUCUGUCGUGCUCCUGAGAACAUUGAGUGCAGGGCGGCCACGGAGCCAAAGCUCAGCUGGGAAGAGCUGGGCCAGAAGGUACAGUGCAACAUCUCAGAGGGGCUCAUAUGCCGCAAUGAGGACCAGUAUGGAAUUGGGGAAUUCGAACUUUGUUAUGACUACGAGAUACGAGUCAACUGUUGCUUUCCAAUGGAAUAUUGUACUCCAUCAACCCGCCCACCUACAACUUCCCCACUGACUUCCUCUGCUACUUCAACAACCUCGCCCACCACUUCAACAGUUUCACCAACGACGUCUCCAACAACUUCUCCCACCACCCCAUCAACCACCUCACCAACCACCUCCCCAACCACCUCCCCAACCACCUCCCCAACCACCUCCCCAACCACCUCCCCAACCACCUCCCCAACCACCUCCCCAACCACCUCACCAACCACCUCACCAACCACCUCACCAACCACCUCACCAACCACCCCAUCUACCACCCCAUCAACCACCUCACCAACCACCCCAUCUACCACCCCAUCAACCACCUCACCAACCACCUCACCAACCACCUCACCAACCACCCCACCAACCACCUCACCAACCACCCCAUCUACCACCCCAUCAACCACCUCACCAACCACCUCACCAACCACCCCAUCUACCACCUCACCAACCACCUCACCAACCACCUCAUCAACCACCUCACCAACCACCCCAUCAACCACCUCACCAACCACCUCACCAACCACCUCACCAACCACCUCACCAACCACCCCAUCUACCACCCCAUCAACCACCUCACCAACCACCUCACCAACCACCCCAUCAACCACCUCACCAACCACCCCAUCAACCACCUCACCAACCACCUCACCAACCACCUCACCAACCACCUCAUCAACCACCUCACCAACCACCUCACCAACCACCCCAUCAACCACCUCACCAACCACCCCAUCUACAACCCCAUUAACCACUUCACCAACCACCCCAUCAACCACCUCACCAACCACCUCACCAACCACCUCACCAACCACCCCAUCUAUCACCCCAUCAACCACCUCACCAACCACCCCAUCAACCACCUCACCAACCACCCCAUCAACCACCCCAUCAACCACCUCACCAACCACCCCAUCUACAACCCCAUUAACCACUUCACCAACCACCCCAUCAACCACCCCAUCAACCACCUCACCAACCACCUCACCAACCACCUCACCAACCACCCCAUCUACCACCCCAUCAACCACCUCACCAACCACCCCAUCAACCACCUCACCAACCACCUCACCAACCACCUCACCAACCACCCCAUCAACCACCUCACCAACCACCUCACCAACCACCUCACCAACCACCUCACCAACCACCUCACCAACCACCCCAUCAACCACCUCACCAACCACCUCACCAACCACCCCAUCAACCACCUCACCAACCACUUCACCAACCACCCCAUCAACCACCUCACCAACCACCUCACCAACCACCCCAUCAACCACCUCACCAACCACCUCACCAACCACCUCACCAACCACCCCAUCAACCACCUCACCAACCACCCCAUCAACCACCUCACCAACCACCCCAUCAACCACCUCACCAACCACCUCACCAACCACCUCACCAACCACCCCAUCAACCACCUCACCAACCACCUCACCAACCACCCCAUCAACCACUUCACCAACCACCUCACCAACCACCCCAUCAACCACCUCACCAACCACCCCAUCAACCACCUCACCAACCACCCCAUUAACCACCUCACCAACCACCCCAUCUAUCACCCCAUCAACCACCUCACCAACCACCCCAUCAACCACCUCACCAACCACCCCAUCUAUCACCCCAUCAACCACCUCACCAACCACCCCAUCUAUCACCCCAUCAACCACCUCACCAACCACCCCAUCAACCACCCCAUCAACCACCUCACCAACCACCUCACCAACCACCCCAUCAACCACCUCACCAACUACCCCAUCAACCACCUCACCAACCACCCCAUCAACCACCUCACCAACCACCCCAUCAACCACCUCACCAACCACCCCAUCAACCACCUCACCAACCACCCCAUCAACCACCUCACCAACCACCCCAUCAACCACCUCACCAACUACCCCAUCAACCACCUCACCAACCACCCCAUCUAUCACCCCAUCAACCACCUCACCAACCACCCCAUCUACCACCCCAUCAACAACCUCACCAACCACCCCAUCAACCACCUCACCAACCACCCCAUCAACCACCUCACCAACCACCCCAUCAAUCACCCCAUCAACCACCUCACCAACCACCUCACCAACCACCCCAUCUACCACCCCAUCAACCACCUCACCAACCACCCCAUCAACCACCUCACCAACCACUCCAUCAACCACUUCACCAACCACCCCAUCAACCACCUCACCAACCACCCCAUCAACCACCCCAUCAACCACCUCACCAACCACCUCACCAACCACCCCAUCAACCACCUCACCAACCACCUCAUCUACCACCCCAUCAACAACCUCACCAACCACCCCAUCAACCACCUCACCAACCACCCCAUCAACAACCUCACCAACCACCCCAUCAACCACUUCACCAACCACCCCAUCAACCACCCCAUCAACCACCUCACCAACCACCUCACCAACCACCCCAUCAACCACCUCACCAACCACCCCAUCAACCACCUCACCAACCACCUCAUCUACCACCCCAUCAACAACCUCACCAACCACCCCAUCAACCACCUCACCAACCACCCCAUCAACCACCUCACCAACCACCCCAUCAACCACUUCACCAACCACCCCAUCAACCACCCCAUCAACCACCUCACCAACCACCCCACCCAACCACCCAUCAACCACCUCACCAACCACCCAUACCACCCCAUCAACCAACCUCCCCAACACCCCAUCAACCACCUCACCAACCACCCCAUCAACCACCUCACCAACCACCCCAUCAACCACCUCACCAACCACCCCAUCAACCACCCUCAACCAACCACCCCAUCAACCCACAUCACCAACCACCUCACAACCACCCAUCACCACCUCAUCCAACCACCUCACCAACCACCCCAUCAACCACCUCACAACCACCCCAUCAACCACCUCACCAACCACCCCCUCAACCACCUCACCAACCACCCCAUCAACCACUUCACCAACCACCCCAUCAACCACCUCACCAACCACCUCACCAACCACCUCACCAACCACCCCAUCAACCACUCACCAACCACCCAUAACCACCUCACCAACCACCCUCUACAACCACCCAUCAACCACCUCACCAACCACCUCACCAACCACCUCACCAACCACCCCAUCAACCACCUCACCAACCACCCCAUCAACCACCUCACCAACCACCCCAUCAACCACCCCAUCAACCACCUCACCAACCACCUCACCAACCACCCCAUCAACCACCUCACCAACCACCCCAUCAACCACCUCACCAACCACCCCAUCAACCACCCCAUCAACCACUUCACCAACCACCCCAUCAACCACCUCACCAACCACCUCACCAACCACCUCACCAACCACCCCAUCAACCACCUCACCAACCACCCCAUCAACCACCUCACCAACCACCUCACCAACCACCCCAUCUACCACCCCAUCAACCACCUCACCAACCACCCCAUCAACCACCUCACCAACCACCCCAUCAACCACCUCACCAACCACCCCAUCAACCACCUCACCAACCACCCCAUCUAUCACCCCAUCAACCACCUCAUCAACCACCUCACCAACCACCCCAUCUACCACCCCAUCAACCACCUCACCAACCACCCCAUCAACCACCUCACCAACCACCCCAUCAACCACUUCACCAACCACCCCAUCAACCACCUCACCAACCACCCCAUCAACCACCCCAUCAACCACCUCACCAACCACCCCAUCUACCACCCCAUCAACCACCUCACCAACCACCUCAUCAACCACCUCACCAACCACCCCAUCAACCACCUCACCAACCACCUCACCAACCACCUCACCAACCACCCCAUCAACCACCUCACCAACCACCUCACCAACCACCCCAUCUACCACCCCAUCAACCACCUCACCAACCACCCCAUCAACCACCUCACCAACCACCCCAUCAACCACCUCACCAACCACCCCAUCAACCACCCCAUCAACCACCUCACCAACCACCUCACCAACCACCUCACCAACCACCUCACCAACCACCCCAUCAACCACCUCACCAACCACCCCAUCAACCACCUCACCAACCACCCCAUCUACCACCCCAUCAACCACUUCACCAACCACCCCAUCAACCACCUCACCAACCACCUCACCAACCACCUCACCAACCACCCCAUCAACCACCUCACCAACCACCUCACCAACCACCUCACCAACCACCCCAUCAACCACCUCACCAACCACCUCACCAACCACCCCAUCUACCACCCCAUCAACCACCUCACCAACCACCCCAUCAACCACCUCACCAACUACCCCAUCAACCACCUCACCAACCACCCCAUCAACCACCUCACCAACUACCCCAUCAACCACAUCACCAACCACCUCGCCAACCACCCCAUCAACCUCCUCAGCUACAACUUCAACUAUUUCAUCAGGAACCUCAACUGCCACUUCACCAAGUACAUCACCUACCACGUCAUCAACCUUCACUACCCCAUCCCCCACUCCAUGCAUUGAGGACUGCGAGUGGACAGGCUGGCUGGAUUCUGGAAAACCCACCUAUGAUAUAAAAAGUGGAGAUUUUGAACCGAUUGAAGAAGCCUGUGGAUCAGGGUGGAGAGCAGACAACAUCUCCUGCAGAGCUGUGAUGUAUUCCAACGUCCCACUUGAUCAGCUUGGACAGAAAGUGGUUUGUAACACCAAAGAUGGGCUAGUGUGCAAAAAUGCAGAUCAGGAAAUAGGGAUCGUCCCCAUGCGCAUGUGUCUCAACUAUGAGAUCAAUGUUUACUGUUGUCAUCCAAAUCCAAUAUGUACUUCAACCCCGCCAUCUACUACCACGAAGACACCAAGCCCAUCUCCCACAACUACAACCACAACCUCAACAUCUACAGUAACAGGGACAUCUACUCCUAGUUCCACUACUACGCAGAUGCCAAGCCCAUUUUCUACAACUACAGUGACUCCAACUCCAGCACCGACUACUACAGAGACCUCAACAUCUACUACCACACAGACCACAACCCCAACACCCACUGUAGAGACCUCCACCCCCACAUCUACCACUACCCAGACACCAAGUCCAACACCUACAACAACGACUCCACCCUCAACACCCACUGUAGAGACCUCCACUCCUGUAUCUACCACUACCCAGACGCCAAGUCCAACACCUACAACAACGACUCCACCCUCAACACCCACUGUAGAGACCUCCACUCCCACAUCUACCACUACCCAGACACCAAGUCCAACACCUACCACAACGACUCCACCUUCAACACCCACCACUACAGGGCCCUCAAGCCCAACAUCUACUACCACACAGACCACAACCCCAACACCCACUGUAGAGACCUCCACUCCUGUAUCUACCACUACCCAGACACCAAGUCCAACACCUACCACAACGACUCCACCCUCAACACCCACUGUAGAGACCUCCACUCCCACAUCUACCACUACCCAGACGCCAAGUCCAACACCUACCACAACGACUCCACCCUCAACACCCACUGUAGAGACCUCCACUCCCACAUCUACCACUACCCAGACGCCAAGUCCAACACCUACCACAACGACUCCACCCUCAACACCCACUGUAGAGACCUCCACUACCACAUCUACCACUACCCAGACGCCAAGUCCAACACCUACCACAACGACUCCACCCUCAACACCCACUGUAGAGACCUCCACUCCCACAUCUACCACUACCCAGACACCAAGUCCAACACCUACAACAACGACUCCACCCUCAACACCCACUGUAGAGACCUCCACUCCCACAUCUACCACUACCCAGACACCAAGUCCAACACCUACCACAACGACUCCACCCUCAACACCCACCACUACAGGGCCCUCAAGCCCAACAUCUACUACCACACAGACCACAACCCCAACACCCACUGUAGAGACCUCCACUCCCACAUCUACCACUACCCAGACACCAAGUCCAACACCUACAACAACGACUCCACCCUCAACACCCACUGUAGAGACCUCCACUCCCACAUCUACCACUACCCAGACACCAAGUCCAACACCUACCACAACGACUCCACCCUCAACACCCACUGUAGAGACCUCCACUACCACAUCUACCACUACCCAGACGCCAAGUCCAACACCUACAACAACGACUCCACCCUCAACACCCACUGUAGAGACCUCCACUCCCACAUCUACCACUACCCAGACGCCAAGUCCAACACCUACCACAACGACUCCACCCUCAACACCCACUGUAGAGACCUCCACUACCACAUCUACCACUACCCAGACACCAAGUCCAACACCUACCACAACGACUCCACCCUCAACACCCACCACUACAGGGCCCUCAAGCCCAACAUCUACUACCACACAGACCACAACCCCAACACCUACAGGAACAGAGAGUUUCACCCCCAGAUCUACUACUACCCAAACACCAAGUUCAUCUCCCACCACUUCAGGGACCUCAACCCCAACACCUAUCACCACACAGACCUCAACUUUAACGUCUACAACAGAGGCCACAACCCCAACACCCACCAUAGAGACCUCUACUCCUAAAUCUACCACUACCCAGACACCAAGCCCUUCCCCCACCACCACAGUGACUCCAACUACAACACCUACCACCACAGUGAGUAUGACUUCCACCACUACAAAAACAGUACCUACUACAGGAUCAACCUCUUCCAAACCCCCAACUGAAUCCUCACCACCCGUGACUUCUCAGUCUACUCCUUCCCCACCCACGGAGACCACCACCCUUCCAAGCACCCCUGUAACCACCACAGCAACAUCUACCACAGCAUCAUCCCCUGGAACAACAUCACCAUUCAUCACUUCAUCAGUGGGCAGCACUACCCCUUCACCUCCAGGUUCAUCAUCAGGACCUACCACAUCUCCAGGCACGCCCACCCCCUCAAAGACCACAACAGGGCCAACUUCACCUACCACGAGACCACCCUCCACAUCCACCCCUACAUCCCCCACUGUGCCAACAUCCACUACAGAAACCAUCACCCAGACAAGACUCUCGCCAACCACACCAACGACUUUGAAGACCACCAGGACCUCAUCUUGGGGGACGACCUCUUCAGCCUCUCCAAUCACUUCUCCCAGCACUGUCUGGACCGCCACUGCAACCAUAACUACCUGCUGUGUUGUGAAUGAGACGUUCUAUGACCCAGGUGACAUGAUCUACAACAAUACCCGUGGGGACACCUGUUACUUUGUAAACUGCUCUGUGGACUGCCGACUCCAGGUCUUCAAUUGGCCCUGUCCAUCUACUCCCUCAACUCCUACACCCUCAACACCAACAACACCAACAUCUUCCAAGACGACCACACCCUCCACACCAUCUACCACAUCAUCCAAGUCAACACUCAGCACCCCAACCAAAACCACCACCUAUGGGUGCCUCGAUUUUGAUCCUCCCAGACAGGUGAAUGAGACCUGGUGGCUGUGUAACUGUACCAUGGCUAUUUGCAAGCAUGACAACGUAGUGGAGAUUGUGGAGCUGGAGUGCAACCCCCCACCUAUGCCCACCUGUUCCAAUGGCCUCAAACCCGUGCGGGUCCCUGACCCCGAUGGCUGCUGCUGGCACUGGGAAUGUGACUGCUACUGCACUGGCUGGGGGGACCCACACUUUGUCACCUUCGACGGGCUCUACUACAGUUACCAGGGUAACUGUACCUAUGUGCUGGUGGAGGAAAUUACCCCCACAGUGGACAACUUUGGGGUCUACAUUGACAACUACCACUGUGUUGCCAAUGACGCGGUAUCCUGCCCCCGCACGCUUAUUGUGCACCAUGAGACCCAGGAAGUGAAGGUCAUGACCCUGAACAUAAUGCCCAUUGAGGUGCAGGUACAGGUGAACAAGCAGUUAGUGGCUCUGCCCUACAAGAAGUAUGGGCUGGAGGUAUACCAAUCUGGCAUCAACUUUGUGGUAGACAUCCCCAGGCUGGGUGCCCAGGUCUCCUACAAUGGCAUGUCUUUCUCCAUCCGGCUGCCCUACCGCCUGUUUGGCAACAACACAAAGGGCCAGUGUGGCACCUGCACCAACAAUACUGCAGAUGACUGUAUCCUGCCCAGUGGGGAGAUCAUCUCUGACUGUGAAAUUGCUGCUGAUGAGUGGUUGGUGAAUGACCCCUCCAAGCCACACUGUCCCCACAAAGGCCUCACCACCAAGCGCCCGGCCAUCACAACACCAGGGAUUUCAUUUAAUAACUGCACUGUGUCUCCUGUCUGCCAGCUCAUCAUGGACAGCCUAUUCUCCCAAUGCCACCCCCUUGUGCCUCCCAAGCACUACUACGAAGCUUGCCUGUUUGAUAGCUGCUUUGUGGCUGGCUCUGGUAUAGAGUGUGCCAGCGUACAGGCCUAUGCCGCCCUCUGUGCCCAGGAAGGUGUCUGCAUUGAUUGGAGGAACCACACCCAGGGGGUCUGCUCUGUGAAGUGUCCAUCUCACAGGCAGUAUCUGGCCUGUGGCCCUGCAGAAGAACCCACCUGCCAGUCCAGCUCCUCUGGGAAUUCCACGCUCUUGGUAGAAGGCUGCUUCUGUCCUGAAGGCACCACAAAGUUUGCCCCUGGAUAUGACGUCUGUGUGAAGACAUGUGGAUGUGUGGGACCAGACAAUGUGCCCAGAGAGUUUGGAGAGCACUUUGAGUUUGACUGCAAGGACUGUGUUUGCCUGGAGGGUGGAAGUGGCAUUGUCUGCCAACCAAAGAAAUGUACUGGGGACAACCUGACCACAUGUGAGGAGGAUGGCACCUACCUUGUUGUGGAGGCCAACCCAGAUGACAAGUGCUGCAACAUCACUUCAUGUAAGUGUGACACCAAACUAUGUAAAGCUGAACCCCCCUCGUGUUUGUUGGGAUUCGAAGCGAAGAGCGAGCAUGUGCCUGGGAAAUGUUGUCCAGUUUAUUCCUGUGUGCCCAAGGGUGUGUGUGUGCACCAGAACGCUGAAUACCAGCCGGGAUCUCCAGUGUAUUCCAACAAGUGCCAGGACUGUAUAUGUACCAACAUCAUGGACAACAGCACCCAGCUCAAUGUCAUCUCCUGUACCCAUGUGCCCUGCAACAUCUCCUGCAGCUCCGGCUUUGAGCUUGUGGAGGUCCCUGGGGAAUGUUGUAAGAAGUGCAAGCAGACCCAUUGCAUCAUCGAGAAGACCAAGGAUCAGUACCUCGUUCUGAAGCCUGGGGAGAUACAGAAAAACCCCAACGACAAGUGCACCUUCUUCAGCUGUGUGCAAAUCAACAACCAGCUCAUCUCCUCGGUCUCCAACAUCACCUGCCCUGACUUUAACCCAAGUGACUGUGUUCCGGGCUCCAUCACAUACAUGCCUAAUGGCUGCUGUCAGACAUGCAUCCCUAACCAGACCGGAAACCCUUGCUCUGCCAUCACAGUCAUGAAGGAGAUUUCCCACAAUGGCUGCACCAAGAACAUCUCCAUGAAUUACUGUUCUGGGUCCUGUGGGACUUUUGCCAUGUACUCUGCCCAGGCCCAGGAUCUGGAUCACAGAUGUUCUUGUUGCAAGGAGGAGAGGACCAGUGUACGACAGGUUACCCUGGAAUGCCCAGAUGGCACGGAGCUGAGCCAUACCUACACACACAUUGAGAGCUGUCAGUGCCAGGACACUCUCUGUGAGCUCCCACAAGCCAAACAAGUCCGCGCCAGGCGUUCUAGUCCCCGGCUUCUAGGAAGGAAGUGAACGGGUUGUACCGUGCACAUGUCUUCCCAUCCUGAACCAUCCUUCUGACUCUCUGAGCUUCUCCACUUCCAGCUUGGCUUCUUCUCUGCACAUAUUUAUUUUCGGAGUUUCUGUUCCAUCCUUUGCUUUCUGACAAUAAACUCAGGCAUAGCCACU
Arvicanthis niloticus (Nile rat) is the source of this 14048-nucleotide messenger RNA. The record is from RefSeq and is a predicted model, not a curated record. NCBI's taxonomy places the organism in Eukaryota, Metazoa, Chordata, Mammalia, Rodentia, Muridae.